GAAAAAGUUCCUGGCGAGGUCAAGUGGUAUAACAUGGAAAAGCGAUAUGGAUUCAUUCAGCGUGAGGAUGUAGACGAGGAUGUAUUUGUUCAUAGGUCAGGAAUACUCAAAUACAAAAACACUCCAUGUCUGUGGAAGGGGCUUAAGGUGGAAUUCUCUGUGGUUGAAACUUCCAAGGGUAUUAAGGCGGAAAGUGUGACAGGCCCAAAUGGCGAAGAGAUCGCACUCGCCCUCUUUGUAAUUCAGCGCAGGAGGGUCCGUCGAAGCAUUCGUAAUCAAGAAGAGGGCGGCGGUGAUGGAGAGUAUAGGAGGCAGCGCAGGGGGCCUGGACGCCCAAGACCUGGAAAUGAGGAAACUGAUGGGACAUUUUAUGAUCCGAUGGGUCCUUAUAGUCGUUCUCGCAACAGGCCGGACGAAAAUGGAGAUCAGGAAGAAGAAUUGCCUAAUAUUAGGGGCGGGCGCAGGGGUCGUGGUAGACCUAGAGGCGGUCGAGGUAUGCGAUCUUAUGGACAGGGAGGCGGUGAUAUCGACGAGCAGUAUGCAGAAGAGAAUUACCAAAAUGGAGAAAACAACGGCAUGGCACCUGGUCCCAGAAUUAGACAUCGUAGGCCACGAGUUCGUCGCAAUGAUCUUAAUAUUCAGGAAGGAGACAAUGCGUGCCCUGAGGGAACCGUAUUCAACAUUAACGGAAUAAACAAGUCUGAACGCAGGGGUAUUCCAAGGCGAAGAGGCAAUAGAGGUUAG
Molecule: messenger RNA, 744 nt
Organism: Protopolystoma xenopodis
Lineage: Eukaryota; Metazoa; Platyhelminthes; Monogenea; Polystomatidea; Polystomatidae
Source: the annotation of a GenBank genome assembly